This is a messenger RNA of Cynoglossus semilaevis (tongue sole), 1746 nucleotides long. Its product is annotated as RNA-binding protein 4.1-like. Bases 328 to 1557 code for a protein of 409 amino acids. Gene Ontology annotation, cellular component: nucleus. Gene Ontology annotation, molecular function: zinc ion binding; mRNA binding. The record is from RefSeq and is a predicted model, not a curated record. The transcript is spliced from 3 exons. NCBI's taxonomy places the organism in Eukaryota, Metazoa, Chordata, Actinopteri, Pleuronectiformes, Cynoglossidae.
AACUAAAAUUAAGUAUUAACUGGCAAGAGGAAGUAUAAUUAAAUGGCAAAAUUAUGCAUAACACCAGUAUAAUAGUCUUGUAGUUCUACAAAAAGUUGAGACAGUAAGAAUGCCAGACAAAGUCUCGCGACAACCCACUACGGUUUCGCUAAUACGUUGGAUAAAUUGGCCCCUCCCACGAAGUGCUAACCGCGCUACUCGUCCCUCUGUAGCACGGCGAUAGCUUAGCGGCGAAGUGUUGAAGAGAUUAUCAACGAACGCAUCGGUGUUUCACGGUCCAAAGCGGACGUAUAUACAACAGUUGAAAAGUGACUUGGUAGCUCCAAAAUGGUGAAAGUAUUCAUUGGGAACUUGGCGUCAGAGACGACUUCAGAAGAACUUCGCUCCCUCUUCUCCCAGUAUGGCAAGAUUGCAGAAUGCAGUGUCGUCAAAAACUUUGGCUUUGUCCACAUGGACAGCAAAGCGGAGGCUGAAGAAGCCAUACGUAACCUCAACAAUUACGAGCUAAACGGUCAACCCCUCAAUGUUGAAUUGAGUCGUGGCAGGAUGAAAGGAUCAACCAAACUGCAUGUUGGCAACGUUGCGUGCUCCAACCAAGAGCUGAGGGCUAAGUUUGAGGAGUUUGGUUCAGUGUUGGAGUGUGACAUUGUUAAAAACUAUGCUUUUGUUCACAUGGAGAGAUUGGAGGAUGCCAUGGAAGCCAUUGAACAGUUAGACAACUCAGCUUUUAAAGGCAAACUGAUGAGCGUGAAGCUUUCCACUAGCCGCCUGCGUACUGCGCCGGGAAUGGGAGACCGAUCGGGUUGUUAUCGUUGCGGGCAAGAAGGCCACUGGUCCAAAGAGUGCCCUCUAGACCAAAACGGCUACCACAGAAACGGCUCAGAAUCUGAUGGAUACAGUGCUUCGAGAUAUGGCGGGCGUGGUCGCAACCGGGCUUAUCAUCCAGACUACACUGGCGAUCCAGAUUAUGGUGACGGAUAUGCACCUGUACCUGUUUUGUCCCGUGGUUCUGCUCACAGCAGCAUGGCAGGGUACAGGCGAGUCGCAGGCUACGAGAGUGCACCGAGAUAUGGGCCACCUCCGGGUUACAGCGUAAGCAACGUUGCUGAUCAUAGCGUGACUCAAAUGUACGGCAAUGAGGUGGGAUACAGGAGCACCGGCUCAUACUACGCCGCGGUACCACCUUACCCGACGCGGCGAUCGCCUUACGAAGAGCGGGAUCCGUACGGUGUCGUGGACUACUACGAGAAGUACAGGGCUAAUGCAUAUGGAAGCGGCUAUUACGAGGGACACCGCACUGUCCCCCUGCCUGCUCCGUCAACCACCACCACACAGGGUCCUCCCCACUCUAUGAACCCAUACCAAUACCCUCCACCGCCUCCUCCACCAGCUUCAGUCUCCUCAUACUACGCACGUGACCGGAGUCCGGUUCGGAGAGCUCCUGCCGAGGCGGAAGGAUAUUCAUAUGACCGGUCGCGUACAUCCACGUUGCAACCCAUUCCAAGAAGCUCCACUUACGAUCAUUCUGUUGCUGAGCGGCCACGGUAUGCAUACUAGCCGGUGUCCUAAGGAGCCAUGCGUGAGCCUCCUUACCCCUCUAGAAGAUAGUACGAAACAGUGGUUCCCAAGCUUUUUCUGUAGUUCCCCUCUUUUGUAGAUAGGACCAUUGUUGACAGAUAUUCUCUCCGGACGGAAUAACAAGAUCACUAAACAGUAUAACUUUAAACUCCCCAAAGGAGCCCAGCC